AUGGCGUCGACUCUCGCAAUUAAUGCCAAAGGCACAGAAUUUGCUUAUAUCGACUCUGGCCCACCAAAGACGCAGACUUACGUGACUAUUUUCGCCCUACACGGCUUCGGUUUCUCAAGUCAUGUCUUCUCUAAGGUAUCCGAUGCCUUCAGAGCGAAGGGCGGGCGCUUCGUAGCCAUUACCCGUAGGGGGUACAGGGGAUCGACUCCGUUUGCUGCAGACGAACUUGCUGUGCUCGCUGAGGGUGACGAGGCCCAGAAGACGGUCUGGUUGAAGGAUCGAGCAGUCGAGAUCGCCAGCUUCAUCGACAGCUUCAUCCAGCAACAGAAGUUACCCGCUCCAUCCAGCGACGGUAAACAAGGCGGCAUCGCAAUUUUGGGUUGGUCGGGUGGAAACUCGUUCACCGCUGCUGUCAUUUCUUCUAUCGAUAGCUAUGCUGAGCCCGUACAAAUUCGCCUAUCGCAAUAUCUACGGGCGCAUAUCAUGUUAGAUCCACCAUCACUCUCUUUCGGCUUACCUUUUCCUCCCAAGACAUACACCCCGCUCGCGGACAUGUCAAUUCCGGCUGACAAACGCGGCCUAUCAUUCGUCGCCUGGAUUACAUCGUACUUUCAGCAUGGUGAUCUAUCCACCCGCAACUUAGAUGUGAUCGAAUACGUUGUCCCGGCCUUCUCCCAUACGCCCAGCAUCUGGAACAUGACCUUGUCCGACAUAUCUGAAAUGGUGGAUGAACCAGGCCUCAACGUUGAUAUGGGUUUGCUGGGAUUCAUCGCUACCAACGGCGCUUCUUACAAAUCUGCGACGUUCGACAAAUCUAUCAAAAGCCGGUUCACCCACUUGCAGUUUUGGCUCCUCAUCGGGGAUCUCACAUCCUCGUUCGGCCUAGCUGCAUUGUGGUCUAUUCAAGAUGACGACAAAGCCAAUGGCGGCGAUAAUGUGCACUACAAAGUGAUUAGUGGUGCUAACCAUUUUAUGCAUUGGGACGAACCAGAGAGGACCGCAGAUGUACUUUUGGAGACAUUGUCAUGA
This is a messenger RNA of Pleurotus ostreatus (oyster mushroom), 1029 nucleotides long. RefSeq lists its product as uncharacterized. The coding region runs from base 1 to 1029 and encodes 342 amino acids. Lineage: Eukaryota; Fungi; Basidiomycota; Agaricomycetes; Agaricales; Pleurotaceae. The record is from RefSeq and is a predicted model, not a curated record. The transcript has 4 exons.